Messenger RNA from Ceratitis capitata (Mediterranean fruit fly), 676 nucleotides. RefSeq names its product phosphatidylethanolamine-binding protein homolog F40A3.3. Bases 52 to 582 code for a protein of 176 amino acids. NCBI's taxonomy places the organism in Eukaryota, Metazoa, Arthropoda, Insecta, Diptera, Tephritidae. The record is from RefSeq and is a predicted model, not a curated record. The transcript is spliced from 3 exons.
UUUACUGGCUUUUAGUUUUGUUCCCGUAAGCAAUUGAGGAAGAUACAGAAUAUGGACUCUAGCGGCAUUAUACCUGAUAUUGUUGAUGUCGGUCCUAAAGGAUUAGUGCAGCUCUCUUAUCCUAGCGGUGUAAAAGUAGAACCGGGCAAAGAGCUUACACCGACUCAGGUAAAGGAUCAACCAACAGCCACUUGGCAAGCAGAUGACAAUGACUUUUACACCUUGUUCAUGGUUGAUCCGGAUGCGCCUUCUCGUGCAGAGCCUACAAAUCGUGAAAUCUUACAUUGGUUGGUAGUUAAUAUUCCCGGCAAUAAAGUGGCUGAAGGUCAAACUGUUGCUGAAUAUAUUGGUUCCGGUCCAAGUAAAGGUUCCGGCUUGCAUCGUUAUGUUUUCUUAGUUUUCAAACAGCCGGGCAAGAUUGAAACUGAAAAGUUCAUACCGAAGACGUCUCGUGAAGGGCGUAUUGGUGUGAAGGCGAGAGAUUACAUUGCGAAAUAUAAUUUGGGUUCUCCAAUCGCUGGUAACUUUUAUCAGGCUCAAUACGAUGAUUAUGUGCCCAUUUUGCAUGCACAGUUUGCUUGAAGUAUUAAUUGAAAAUAUAAAAAGCUUUAUUGUUUGUCGCUAAAUAACAAAUUGUGUACAUACAUAUGUAAAUAAAUAGUAGUAACAAUAUGAA